Messenger RNA from Cuscuta epithymum, 8227 nucleotides. Lineage: Eukaryota; Viridiplantae; Streptophyta; Magnoliopsida; Solanales; Convolvulaceae. The record is from the annotation of a GenBank genome assembly.
GAUUCUUACGGCAACACUUAUCAUCCCGGGUUUAGAGAUCAUCCCAAUUUGAGAUAUGGGAAUCCGCAAGGAAACCCACCACAAAAUAACCCUCCACAAAACCAAUUUCCUCCAAAACAACCGUACUCUAAACCCCAAGGCCAAGGCUCAACUAUGUCCACCGAAGACAUGAUCCGAGCACUCACCUCAAAUGUCUCAACCAUGCAACAAAACAUGGUUCAAUUCCAACAUGAGACAAAAUCAAGCAUCCAAAACCUUGAGAAUCAAAUGAGCCAAAUCUCAAGUGCGGUGAGUAGGCUUGAAGCCAAGGAUUCAACAAAGCUUCCAUCUCAAACGGAGCCGAAUCCGAGGCAACAAGCCCAUGCGGUGACAUUAAGGAGUGGCAAAGAGUUGGUGAUUGCCAAGGAGAAAGCCAAAAGCCACAUUGGCGAGGAAGAGGAAGAAGAGCUUGUGGAGAAAGCUCAGCCGGAGGAGGAGGAAGCUCACAUUUCAACUCCACCCCCGGUUAUUCAUGAAGUGGAAGCACCGUUUCCCGAAGCUCUAAGGGAAACAAAAAGGGUGGAGAAAGACAAGGACAUCUAUGAGACGUUCUCCAAAUGUGAGGUAAAUAUUCCUCUUCUCAACUUAAUAAAAGGUGUUCCUAGAUUUGCAAAAUUCUUUAAGGAGUUAUGCACAAUAAAAAGAAAGCAUAGACUCAAUGGGAAACAGAAAGUUCAAGUUAGUGAACGUGUCUCCGCGGUUUUUCAAAAGAAACUUCCAAAAAAAUACAAUGACCCGGGCAUGUUCACUAUACCUUGUAAGUUGGGAGGUACUACGUUUUCAAAGGCCAUGUUAGAUUUGGGGGCAUCAAUUAAUGUCAUCCCUUAUUCUUUGUACAAAUCACUUGAACUUGGCCCUUUAAACGAAACCGGAGUAGUUAUCCAACUUGCAGAUAGAUCAAACGCCUACCCUAAAGGUAUUGUCGAAGACGUACUAGUUAUGGUAGACAAUUUGAUCUUUCCCGCCGACUUUUAUGUUUUAGAAAUGGAAAAUGACAAGAAUGCGGUUCCUAUCCUUUUAGGAAGGCCAUUUUUAAAGACCGCUAGAGCUAAAAUUGAUGUUUUUAGCGGAUCUUUAACUCUGGAAUUUGAUGGAGAUAAAGUUGAAUUCAAUAUUUACGACUCCAUGAAAUACCCAAAUGAAAAUCAUUCUCUAUUUGCCAUUGAUGUUAUAGAUCCCAUUGUGCAAAAUACUUUUGAAAUGAAUGGGGAGGAUGACCUACUAAGUGUAAUUGAGAAUGACCUCGGGGAAAAUUCUUUAGAACUUGCUUUGACCCCCAAUAGGCAAGCCAUGAUGGUGGAGUUGGAUAACCACUUCCAACUUCCACUUAUGCCACCGGGGUCAAGAGCAUUCCCACUAACCAUCCCCGAGGAGAAGCCUUUGCCUUCUAUUUUGCAGGCCCCCGAAGUUGAGAUGAAACCACUCCCAACACAUUUGAAAUAUGUGUACUUGGGAGAAAAAGAAACAUUACCGGUCAUCAUCUCAAACAAACUGACCGGGGAGCAAGAAGAAAAGCUGAUUGCGGUGCUUAAAGAGCACAAACUUGCAAUCGGGUGGACUAUAGCCGACAUUAAAGGCAUUAGUCCAUCUACUUGCAUGCACCGCAUCUUGAUGGAGGAUGAAGCUAAACCAGUGCGCCAACCACAACGGAGAUUGAACCCACCUAUGAUGGAGGUGGUCAAAAAGGAGGUCAUCAAGCUUCUCCAAAUGGGGAUAAUCUUCCCCAUAUCCGAUAGCAAGUGGGUUAGUCCAACCCAAGUUGUUCCCAAGAAGACCGGAGUCACGGUGGUGGAGAACAAACAUGGAGAACUUAUGCCCACCCGAAUUCAAAAUGGAUGGAGGGUAUGUAUAGAUUACCGUCGCCUCAACGCGGUAACUAGAAAGGAUUUCUUUCCUUUACCCUUCAUUGAUCAAAUGCUUGAGAGACUUGCGGGGCAUAAAUUCUAUUGCUUCCUUGAUGGCUAUUCCGGGUACUUUCAAGUACCCAUAGCCCCUGAAGAUCAAGAGAAGACAACAUUUACUUGUCCAUUUGGCACUUUUGCCUAUCGACGUAUGCCAUUCGGACUUUGCAACGCACCCGCCACCUUCCAAAGAUGCAUGAUGAGCAUAUUCUCCGAAUAUGUUGAGCUAUUUAUGGAAGUUUUCAUGGAUGACUUCACAAUCCAUGGGGACUCAUUUGAUUCAUGCUUAUAUCAUCUCUCCCUUGUGCUCAAAAGUUGUUUAGAAUCAAACCUUGUUUUGAAUUCUGAAAAAUGCCACUUCAUGGUGGAAGAAGGAAUUGUUCUAGGCCAUGUAAUCUCAUCCAAAGGGAUAGAGGUUGACAAGGCCAAAGUUGAAGUCAUCCAAUCACUCCCUUAUCCUACCACCGUUAGGGAGAUACGAUCAUUCCUUGGACAUGCAGGUUUUUAUCGGAGAUUCAUCAAAGACUUCUCAAAGAUUGCAUCUCCUUUAUGCACACUUUUGCAAAAGGAGGUGGAAUUCAUCUUCUCCGAGGAAUGCAAGAAGGCCUUCAAUACGUUGAAGGAAAAGCUAGUAACCGCACCUAUCAUCCAAGCUCCCGAUUGGUCUCUUCCAUUUGAGAUCAUGUGUGAUGCUAGCGACUAUGCGGUCGGGGCCGUUUUGGGCCAAAAGGUGGGAAGAGCAUCUCAUGUGAUAUACUAUGCAUCCACCACUCUCAAUGAUGCCCAACGUAACUACGCCACCACCGAAAAAGAAAUGUUGGCCGUCGUCUACGCGCUUGAAAAAUUCAGGUCAUACUUACUUGGAACCAAAGUGAUCAUUUACACCGAUCAUGCGGCUCUUAGGUUCUUAAUGACAAAGAAGGAGGCCAAACCAAGGUUGAUUCGGUGGAUACUACUUUUGAGCGAAUUUGAUGUUGAGAUCAAGGAUAAGAAGGGCAUGGAGAACUUGGUGGCCGAUCACUUGAGCCGUUUAGUCCUUGAUGAAGGAAAUGAUCAUAUCAAAGAUGAUAUCCGAGGGGAAUUUCCCGAUGAGACUCUUUUUUCUCUUAAGGAAAUUCGGCCUUGGUACGCUCACAUUGUUAAUUUCCUUGUUCUAAACAGGUUUCCACCAAGCUUCUCUAAAGCUCAAAGAGAGAAGCUCCAACACGAUGCAAAACAAUACGUGUGGGAUGAACCAUACUUGUGGAAACAUUGCAAAGAUCAAGUCAUUAGGAGAUGCAUUCCCGAAACGGAGAUAACGUCCAUUCUUGCCUUUUGCCACUCACAUGCAUGUGGUGGCCACUUUGGAGGAAAGCGAACGGCCAUGAAGGUACUUGAAUGCGGUUUUUGGUGGCCAAGCUUAUUUCGAGAUGCCCAUUUCUUUUGUCAAUCUUGUGACAAUUGCCAACGCAUGGGAAACAUCUCUCGAAAACAUGAGAUGCCGCAAGUUCCUAUGCUCUAUGUAGAGAUAUUUGAUGUUUGGGGAAUAGAUUUCAUGGGACCUUUUCCUAAUUCCCACGGAAAUCUAUACAUUCUCUUGGCAGUGGACUACGUUUCAAAAUGGGUGGAAGCAAAAGCCACAAAGACCGAUGAUGCCAAAGUAGUUGCGGACUUCCUCAAAACCCGUAUCUUCUCAAGGUUUGGAGUUCCACGCAUUUUGAUAAGCGAUAGGGGCACUCAUUUCUACAACAAAACUGUGAGUGCCUUGUUAAAAAAAUAUGGCGUCACCCACAAGCUCUCCACCGCCUACCACCCACAAACAAACGGCCAAGCCGAGGUCUCGAACAGGGAGUUGAAAUCUAUACUCCAAAAGACGGUGAACCCUAACCGUAAAGAUUGGAGUCUUCGCAUGGAUGAUGCCUUGUGGGCAUAUAGAACCGCUUUCAAAACACCAAUUGGAAUGUCUCCCUAUAGACUUGUGUUCGGGAAGGCUUGCCACCUCCCGGUCGAACUCGAACAUAAGUCUUAUUGGGCGGUAAAAACAUUCAAUCUUGACAUGGAACAAGCGGGAAUACAAAGGAAGCUACAACUCCAAGAGCUAGAGGAACUUCGACUUGAGUCCUAUGAGAACGCCGCCAUCUACAAGGAAAAGACAAGGGUAUGGCAUGAUAAAAUGAUAAUGAGAAAGGACUUCCAAAUCGGAGACAAAGUCCUUCUCUUUCUCUCACGCCUUCGUCUUUUCCCCGGUAAAUUGAGGUCACGAUGGGAAGGACCAUUCGAGGUAGUCAAAGUCUACCCCCACGGAGCAGUUGAAAUAAAGAGCCUGGACACCGGCAAAAUCCUCAAGGUUAACGGACAUCAACUCAAACCGUUCCUUGAAAGUUUUUCAAAAGAAAGCGUUGAAUGCAUGGAUCUCGUCGAUCCAAUCUAUGAAGGAUGAACUAUACCAUGGCGUCGUGCCGCGACGUUAAAUUAGGCGCUUCUUGGGAGGCAACCCAAGCAAGGUAUGUUUUCUUGUCAGCUUAUUUCAUUAUGUGUGUGUUUCAAUAAAUAAAAAAUAAAAAAAUGAGCAAAAAGUGUAUGUGGGGACAUGCCCGAUCGAGUACUAUAUCAAUACUCGGUCGGGUAUGGGUAAAAAAAAAGGACCCGGUUCCCAUACUCGAUCGAGGUGCAAAUCUAUUUUCAAAAAUACAGGCAUACUCGAUCGAGUAUUGGAACAUACCCGGUCGAGUAUGCCUGGAAAAUCAACUCCAUCGGAAGCCUGCCUCUGAGGCCCGAUCGAGCACAUACCCAUACUCGAUCGAGUAUUGGUGGAAAAAUGAAAACAAAUAACCCCUGCCUCCUAUACCCGAUCGAGUACAUAUCAAUACUCGGUCGAGUAUAGGUGCAAAGACAACUUCUCUGACCCCCUGCCUCCUAUACUCGAUCGAGUAUAGGUACAUACUCGGUCGAGUAUACACCGAAAUCAGCCUUCCUGGAACCCUGCCUCCGGUACCCGAUCGGGUAUACAGGGAUACUCGAUCGGGUACCCCUGCGGAUAUAACACCAAAUUAACCCCAAAAACACUUCAUCUUCCCCAAACUCUCCCCAACUUCGAACAACCCUCCCCCAAAACUCCAUUUUUGGACCUUCUCUCUACCAUAUCUCACCCAAUCCUUCACCAAAUCAUCCCAUUUCACCACCAAAAUACCCCCCUCACUCUCCUCUCCAUAUCUAUACCCAAAAAUCCCCUUUUCCCCAAAUAUCCAACAAAUCCAAAAAAAAACCCUACCCCAUUCGAAUUUUUGCCUCUUUAAGCUCAAAAGCUUCACAUAUGGCACCAAGGAGGAAUAGGGGAGAGAGCUCAAGCACUAUAGCACCUAUCCCGGGCUUUGAAGACAUCAUUCCCGCCAACGCCGAACACCGAACUCGCCUCCUAUCGACAACAAAAAGGCAAGUAAAACCGUCCCGUUUUCUAUGCCAUGACGCACUACGUGAAUUAGGAGUGUAUAAGAUUAUGAGGAAAUUCUUUCAUCAAUUGGACAUGGACCUUGUUUUCAAUAUGAGAUACAACUCAAAUGAAAAGAUUAUUUAUGAAUUCAUGAGUUCAGUGCACUUUGAAAGUGAUGAGGCGGAUUUUAGGGAUGAUAGACUCGAGUUUCGUCUGUUUAACCGAAACUAUUUGAUAACGAAACUCGAGUUUUCCGAACAUUUUGGCAUCCCCGUCCCCUACGAAAGGUCCAUCUCCGAUAACACCAUUUUUGGGCAUUCUCUAUGGACCAAGAUGACUGGGGAAGUGGACUUUAGCUCCUCCCAAAUGUAUAUAAGUCAUGUCCAACACCCCAUCCUCCGGUUGUUUUUAAAAUUCUUGGCGAAUUGCUUGCUUGGCCGUCCCAACAACCAUCACACUAGAAUAGGGGAUGUGUGUUUGAUCUCCGUAGCUUUAUUUCGUCGUCAUGUGGACUUCAAUUUGUGCAAUCUCAUUUGGGCACACCUCAAAAAGGAAAGCGUGGCAAAAGGAGCCAUUGUAAUGGGUGGAGUAAUCAUGCACUUGGCAAGCAAGUUCGGGUAUACGGAUAACUCUCCGAUACCCGACUAUUGUUUGAUGGACAUAGGUUGGCUAGGCCGCUCGGGGUGCACCGCUUUCUCCCAUACGGUCUAUGAUGGGGAUCAACAGAAGAACAUGUAUAAUUGGAUCAUACACACCAAACCGGUCCAAUACUUUCUAAUGCCAAACAGAGACCUCCCCAAAAUAACCUAUAGACCGGAGUUCGAGGUGCCCCAUUUCCUAUUCCCUCAUGCCCUUCCACCACAUCUCCAAGAACCACAAGCCCAAGAUCUCCCAGAAGACCAACCCGACCAAGAACCUCAACCCGAGUACCAAGAACCCGAGGUUGCACAUCACUACCUUCCCGCCCCAAACCAAGCCCCCCCACCUCCCGAUUACUUCCAACAAAUGCUUGAAGGACUCAACAAAGUUACCAAUGAAGUUGGUAAAUAUCGGGAGGAACAAAGGGCGGGAUUUCAAAGACUAGAGGAGCAACGGGCCGAAGACAACCGCAGAUAUGAAGAAGAUCAACGUAGGUUUUAUGGACCUAUGUACUCUUACAUGGCUCAUCAAGGCCAAUUCCAUACCAUGGCUCACCCACCCCCACCCCCCUCUUGGUAUGACCCCACUCAAUGGGGCAACUUUGGAGGAUCGAGCUCCGGAGGUGGCGGUUUUGAUGGCGGGGAUACUCACAUGGGAGACGGCAACUUUGGAAGCGGCUUUGGAGGCGGCUUCUACGGCGGAGAAGGCGGGCACUAAGGACAGUGCUUCAGCUAAGUGUGGGGGAGGAGAUUACUCAUGGAACUCAUUUGAUCUCUUGAGGAGAACAGAAGAGAAGGCAAAGAAGAAGAGGCAAGAAGAUGGAGCAUAGAAGAUCAUAAAACCCAAGAAAGAAAGUUGUUUGUAAAAUCAUUUUCUUAUUUCUUGGUGAUCUUAGUUCAUUUCUUUCUUGAACUCAUGGAAUGGUCUUAAACUGUUUGAACAUUUGACUUUACUCGAGGACGAGUAAAGAAUUAAGUGUGGGGGAGUUGAUACGUUUGUAAUUUCCGUAUGUUUAUUUACGUUUUUAGUUAGUUUUGAUUGUUUAAUAUUUCGGAAAUUACACACUUUCGGUGUAAUAGUUUAGUUUGUUAAAUUUUUGUAAUUUGUUUAGAUUAGGUUUAUUCUGAGCUUAAACAGGUCCAAGAUCAAUCAAAUGAUCAAUGGUGAAGGAAGGUGCAAGAGUACAAGACAAAAAGAAGGAAAAAUCCUGAUUUUGGUCUAUACUCGGUCGAGUAUAUAUAUAUACUCGAUCGGGUAUCUGGUUGACAUUUCAAAUCGGAUCGGAUCCGAAAACAAAGGAACAUGCAGAGGAAGAUUUACCCACGAUCGAGUGUCUAUACCCGAUCGAGUACACCGACAUACUCGAUCGGGUAUAGUUAUAAAAUUUACUCUAAAACCGAUCGAGUAUGGGUCGAAUUCUGAUUUCUACACAUACUCGAUCGAGUAUAUGUAUAUACUCGAUCGAGUACCCGACCUACAUCUCAAAAAGCCUAUAAAUACACCUCCUUUCCUUCACAAUAGGGGCACCAAUUCACAUAUACUUCUUAGCUCAGUUUAGACAAGUUCUUUCUUUAUAUUUUUCAUCAUGUUUAGUCUCCAAAUGAGGAGCUAAACUCUUCCAUCUUGGUUUUGCUCUUUUGAAGCUUAAUGAAUUUGUAAGUUGUGAGUUAUUAUCUUUAAUCUUCUUCCUUGAAUAUUAAUUAAUUCCUAUUCAUAUUUCAUAUUAAUAUUUUGAACAUUACUUAAAGUAUCAACUAGUCUUGUUCUAUAUAUUAAUUAUUACUAGAAUCGGUCGGUUAAUACGCUUGUUAUUAAUUCGACCCUUUCACGGUAGUAAACUUGGGUUGUUAAUGCAUGCUUCUCAUGGUUAAUAAGCCAAGGGGAAUUAAUUAUAUUGAUUAAACCAAUAAACCGCUUGUGUUGAGGUUAUCAAUCUCAAUCGUUUUCAUCUUGAUUUUAUUGCUAUUAUCAAGUUAAUAUACGGCGCUUGUUCUAUAUUGACUCGGUAGUAAGUUUUUAUUAAUGAACGCUUCUCGUUAUUAAUAACUACCCUCGAUGAACUGGAUAUACUCCUCGAUUGAGUAUUCGAGAGGAAGAUAGUUAAAGAUAUAACCGGGAUCGACGAACAUUUCAUUAAGUGGAUAAAAGCAAAGCCAAGUCUUCUUCUCAUUAAUUAAACCACAUAACUCGUUCAUCUUCGUGUUUAAAUACAAUUUAAGUUCAUAUACUCAACCUAAAC